CUCUUGGUACUCCAGUGCUCCGCUAGUUGACUGUUCACAAAUUGUUUUGGGGUAAAACACAAGCCGAGCUGCAAACCUAAAUUGCUCUCCGAUUUUCGGCGGAUUUUGUGCAAAUCUAUACUUUUCCAGAAAUCGAAUUCAGAAACAAUUGUCACUCGCUCUUAGGGACGUCUGUCACUAUGUCUGGCAGAAAUCCCGGUCCGCCACUGUCUAUGAAGAACAUGCCUCAUGGCAGGAUUCCUUUUCUGCCUCAUGAACCUCCAUAUGGACGAAACCUCGGCCCAAUGCCUCAUCCUGCACUUCUUGAGGAAAUGAGAGAGAGAGAAUCACAGUUUGGGAUGGGCCCUAGGUCAUUACCCCCUCACCCUGCUAUCCUUGAGGAACGUCUUGGAGUUCAGCUUCAAGAAAUUCAAGGCUUACUAGUUGAUAACCAGAGGGUUGCUGCUACUCAUGUUGCAUUGAAGCAGGAACUAGAAGCUGCUCAUUACGAAUUGCAACGUAUGUCCCAUUACGGAGAUUCCUUUCAUGCAGAAAAGGAUAUGCAAAUGAGAGAAAUGCUUGAUAAGGCUUCCAAAUUGGAGAUGGAACUUCAAGCAGCAGAUGCAAUGAAGGCAGAACACAUGCGGGUUCAAGCAGAUAUUAAGGAGCUUACUGCUGUUAGGCAGGAGCUUAUGGCUCAGGUCCAGGGAAUGAACCAGGAUUUGACCAGAGCUUCCGUUGAUUUACAGCAAGUGCCAGCAUUGAAAGCUGAAAUUGAGCAUAUGAGACAGGAGGUUGACAGAGCAAAGGCUGCUAUUGAGUACGAGAAGAAAGCUUAUGCAGACAGCUAUGAGCAAGGUCAAGGAUUCCAGGCUAAAAUGCUCUCAAUGGCUAGAGAACUAGAAAAGCUUCGUGCAGAGGUUGCUAAUGCAGAGAAGAGAGCUCGUGCUGCUGCAGCAGUUGGCAAUCCUGUUGCAGCAGCAAGUUACAAUACCAAUUAUAGCACACCUGAAGCUGGAUAUGCAGGAAAUCCCUACCCCGGUGGUUAUGGAGUGAACCCAACACAACCUGGUAUGGAGAAUUAUCCUCAGUAUGGACCGGGGCCUGGCAACUGGGGAGCGUAUAACAUGCAGCGUGGUCAAGGGCAUCGAUGAAGUAAGCAGUAACUUGCAAGUAUGUGAUGAUGCAGAGUCCUGUUUCAUUUCGCUACUGGUCUCUUCAGCUGGAGCUUGAUAGAAUGCUUAAGUGUGACCCUGUGAGUAAUUUUGAGGGACUACUUUUAAAGAAAUAUGGGGAUGCUUGUUACUAAGUAUGUCAUGUGGUGAAAUAUGAUGUCUUCAUAUUUUCUUAUCCACAAAACAUUAAUUUUAGUUGGUAGUAAUUAUAUGCUGUUUCUAUUCGCGAUUUUCGUUCUGCUAUUUCAUUAAGUGACAACUGUCAUUUUCUAUUA
Spinacia oleracea (spinach) is the source of this 1429-nucleotide messenger RNA. Its product is annotated as protein FLX-like 1. Bases 180 to 1133 code for a protein of 317 amino acids. Lineage: Eukaryota; Viridiplantae; Streptophyta; Magnoliopsida; Caryophyllales; Amaranthaceae. The record is from RefSeq and is a predicted model, not a curated record. The transcript has 5 exons.